AUGACAGCCUCCUUAACUACAAUCGAAGCGGAACGCGCUGCCAAUCUUCAAGAUGCGCAGAACAAAGCUAUGCAGCUGUUUGCCGAAAUCGAACGUGAUCUCAUCCGGCCCGGUAUCAGCGAGAAAAAACUCAACGACGAGAUCUACCAACUUGGCUUUGAUCGCUAUGGAAUCAAAACCCACUGGCACAAGCGAGUAAUCCGCAGCGGACCCAACACGCUGAGCCCAUUCUCCGACAACCCUCCGGACCGUAUCAUCCAGUCCGAUGACAUCCUCGUCGUUGACCUAGGCCCUGUCUUCGAGGCCUGGGAAGCUGAUUUCGGGCGUACCUAUGUCCUCGGCGAUGAUCCCCACAAAAUCAAGUUGCGUGAUUCUCUCCAACCCAUUUGGGAUAUUGUGAAGGCGAAAUACGAUGAAAAUCCCGAUAUGUCCGGUGAUGAACUUUACGGAAUUGCCUGUACUAUCACCAAAGAGUUUGGAUUCGAAUUCGGUGCUUCUUUAGCCGGACAUUUGGUAUCGGAGUUUGCGCAUGAGCGAAUUCCAAACGAUCGGAUUUCGCUCUAUAUCACCAAGGGCAAUAAUGAGUCAAUGAACCAGCUGGGAAAGAAUGGCUUUAAACGCCAUUGGAUCUUGGAGAUUCACCUUCAUGACCCGGUUCAUGGAUUUAAAGGUUUUACGGAGCAAUUAUUAACAGUCGGAUAA
Molecule: messenger RNA, 702 nt
Organism: Penicillium verhagenii
Lineage: Eukaryota; Fungi; Ascomycota; Eurotiomycetes; Eurotiales; Aspergillaceae
Product: M24 family metallopeptidase
Exons: 1
Coding region: 1-702 (233 amino acids)
Source: RefSeq, a predicted model, not a curated record